Molecule: messenger RNA, 1639 nt
Organism: Hypomesus transpacificus
Lineage: Eukaryota; Metazoa; Chordata; Actinopteri; Osmeriformes; Osmeridae
Product: guanine nucleotide-binding protein G(i) subunit alpha-2-like
Exons: 6
Biological process (GO): adenylate cyclase-modulating G protein-coupled receptor signaling pathway; gamma-aminobutyric acid signaling pathway
Cellular component (GO): heterotrimeric G-protein complex
Molecular function (GO): GTP binding; GTPase activity; G protein-coupled receptor binding
Source: RefSeq, a predicted model, not a curated record
CCACACCGCCCCCUGCAGGACGACGCGCGCCAGCUGUUCGCCCUGUCGGCGGCUGCCGAGGAGCAGGGCAUCCUGCCUGAGGAGCUGUCCAACGUCAUCCAGCGACUGUGGGCUGACAGCGGGGUGCAGGGCUGCUUCACGCGCUCCCGCGAGUACCAGCUCAACGACUCGGCCGCAUACUACCUGAACGACCUGGAGAGGAUAGCCCAAGCCGACUACAUCCCCUCUCAGCAGGAUGUGCUGCGCACCCGAGUCAAGACCACCGGCAUCGUGGAGACACACUUCACCUUUAAGGAUCUGCACUUCAAGAUGUUCGACGUGGGCGGCCAGCGGUCCGAGAGGAAGAAGUGGAUCCACUGCUUCGAGGGAGUCACGGCCAUCAUCUUCUGUGUGGCGCUGAGCGCUUAUGACCUCGUGCUGGCGGAGGACGAGGAGAUGAACCGCAUGCACGAGAGCAUGAAGCUGUUUGACUCCAUCUGCAACAACAAGUGGUUCACAGAGACCUCCAUCAUCCUCUUCCUCAACAAGAAGGACCUGUUUGAGGAGAAGAUCACCCACAGCCCCCUGUCCAUCUGCUUCCCAGAGUACUCAGGAGCCAACAAGUACGACGAAGCGGCGAGCUACAUCCAGACCAAGUUCGAGGACCUGAACAAGAAGAAAGACACCAAGGAGAUCUACACCCACUUCACCUGCGCCACCGACACCAAGAACGUGCAGUUUGUCUUCGACGCCGUCACCGACGUCAUCAUCAAGAACAACCUGAAGGACUGCGGACUCUUCUAGAAGCCUGGUCAGUCGUAACCGGAUCAGGCAGCAGUUCUGGAGCCUGCUGGAGGACAACAAGGACACAUCAUGACCGACCGCUCGGGCACCGGACGCUUCUUCCUGCUUCUAUCAAGGACAUCUCAAGAAUGGACUGAGUGGGGGGGUGGAGGGGGGGGGGGGGGUAGUGUUUGUGUGUGCGUGGGGGGGGACCAAACUAUCACUAAAUCCCAACCAUUAUGUCCUGUCCUCCCAUGAUUGAUUUGAUCUUCGUGUGUUUUUUUUUCUUCUGUUGUAUUAUAGAUAUUUAAUUGGCUAUGGUUAACAUUGUUAUGGAUCUCCCAACUCUGGAAUUAAUCUGAUCAUUCUCUACCUUUAUUGUUUCAAAGUAUUAUCAAAGGUUAGAUAAACAUCUUUUCUAUUCAUGCAUUCACCUACUUUAACAGAUUAGUGCUGCAUAUUAGGAGAUAUUUCAUUGCGUAAAGCUUAUUUUUUAAAGUGAAAAUACAAACCAACAAGCAUGGAGAACAAAAAAUGGAUCGAGGGGAUUUUUAAUGAUGUUUACACAAAGCUGAUAUUGGUAGCUGUACUAUACCGCAUAUGUUCUGCAUGACUGUCCAGACAUGACCAUACGUGUGGGUCUGUAUUCCUCACAAUCACAGUAACAUUCCUUAAAUAAUGUCUUACGAGAAGAAAACAAGAAAUGUACUGUAUCACUUUGAACAUAAUAUCUUAAAGAUUUUUUAAAUUAUAUUUAAUAUAUGUAUGAUCCUAACAUUUCUUCUCUUUUGGCUUUAUUCCAAGUAUUUUACAGUAUGUUUGUGCCUUGAUAUCUGUUUACACCUGUUAUUUCAAAGUUUGCUUUGUCCAUAGUGUG